AUGGCAGAUAAUUCGGAGCGAAAGAGUCAAGAGGUGGUGGAGGAGGAGAUCUCAAGGCCUGGUUCCACGAAUGAGGCUUUUAGGAAGCUAUGGACGAAACGAACCCUUGGUUUUGCCAUCGGAUGUAUUCUUGUCAUGUUCUUCUUCAUGAACCUGACCGUCUAUACAGGCAAUGUCUACGAGCCGUAUGCGACAAGUCACUUCAAGGCACAUUCUCUCCUUGCGACUGGUGCCAUCGUCAACGGGCUCGUGCGCAUCGUGUCGUACCCACUGCUCGCUAAGCUCGCCAAUUAUUUUGGACGUCCCCAGAGCUUUGCUGGUGCUGCUAUCUGCAUGGCCAUCGGCAACGCCAUGUACGCAGGCUGUUCCAACGUCGACACCUUCUUAGCAGGUGGAAUCUUUGACGUCUUCGGCGAUACAUGGUGGAACAUCAUCCAGCAGAUCUUCGUCGCUGACAUAACAACCCUCGUCAACCGUGGUAUAAUCUUCACCCUUCCCGAAUCCCUCUCCGCGAUCCCCACCCUCUACGGCGGAACUUAUCUCGGCGAACACAUGCUCCUGCACUCAAGCUGGAGAUGGGGUUAUGGUAUGUGGGCUAUCAUUCUACCUGUCACUGCUAUUCCGACGAUUGGUAUCAUGAUCUGGAUGAAUCGCCGGGCUAAGCGCAUUGGUCUGAUCACGGAGAAGAUCUCGUUCAUGCAUGGUGCUGAGCCUGGUGUUGUUGGGAAGAUUAAGCAUGUUGCUACGCAGCUUGAUCUUAUUGGCGCACUUCUCCUCAUUGGUGGUUUGGCUAUGACGCUGUUGCCGAUGACGAUUGCGGGAAGGAAUAAUACCGAUCGAUGGAGUAGGCCUUCGUCUAUUGUUCUCAUCAUCGUUGGUGUUUUGACCUUCAUCGCUUUCCUGGUUUGGGACGGAAAGUUCGCGUCGAACCCGAUUAUUCCUUACCGAACGAUCCGCGAGCGCAACGUCAUUGUCGCAUGCGCAUCAUGUAUCGUCAUCGCCAUGGCUGAUAGUAUCUACCGACCUUUCCUUUCGAGCUUCCUCCAAGUUGCGGGUCAUUACUCUCCUGGAGCUGCAACGCGGGUCGAUAACGCUCAGCGCGUGGCGUACAACAUUGGUGCACUCGUCGCUGGUCUUUCACUCAAGUUCACCAAAAACACAAAGCCCUUCAUCAUGCUUGGAGUUGUCCUGAUCAUCCUCGCCUGUGGUCUUCCAAUCUACCUUACCAACAUUUCCGGCACCCACAUCGCCAGCGAAGCUGCAUUCAUCACCUCCAAGUCUCUUCUCGGAGUUGGCCGUGGUUUCACCCAGGUCCCACUUCAAGUUUCACUCCAGGCCGUCCUUGAAAACGAGCAAGUCGGCAUUGCAACAGCCGUCUUCCUCUCAUCGCUCGGCUUUGGCUCCAACCUUGGCGUAACCAUCAGCGGCGCCAUCUGGAACUCUGUCCUCCCCCGAAAGCUCAAAGCGUACUUCGGAGAGGAGGAAGGCGGCAAGAUCUUUGGUUCUAUCGUGGUUGCGCGUGCAUACGAAGCUGGAACUGCUGAUAGAAAUGCCGUUGAUGAAUGCUACCGCCAGACUCAGCAGACCCUGGCCAUUGGAUCAGUCUGUGUAUCAGGACUUCUCCUGGUGAUGGUUUAUCUUGUUCGCAAUGUUAAGCUUGGAGCUGAGGAUGAGAAGAGAGCGGCACAGGCUGACAAGGAGCUUGCUUGGGCUAUCAAGCAUAAAGAGGCUCAAGAGGAUGCCCCCGUUGAACUCGAGAGUGGAAGGCGUUAA
This is a messenger RNA of Fusarium oxysporum Fo47, 1773 nucleotides long. RefSeq names its product major facilitator superfamily domain-containing protein. Gene Ontology annotation, molecular function: siderophore-iron transmembrane transporter activity. Lineage: Eukaryota; Fungi; Ascomycota; Sordariomycetes; Hypocreales; Nectriaceae. The transcript has 4 exons. Gene Ontology annotation, biological process: siderophore transmembrane transport. The record is from RefSeq and is a predicted model, not a curated record. The coding region runs from base 1 to 1773 and encodes 590 amino acids.